CCCCCCCCCACACACACACACACACACACACACACACCACCUCCUUCACUGUCACUCACACCAGUUUUUUACCCCUACCUGUCAGCAGGCUAACCACCGAGGGAUGCUGAAAUAUCACUGACUUCAUCCACCACCCACAAGCCCACUCUGCAUGUGGUUAUCCACUUAGUUCCUUUCACACUCUGUCUCAUUAAAUUAUGCUGACCAAGUGAAUUUUUUCCCCCUUUCCUUUUUCUUUUAACUUCAAAAUCACAUUAAGCUCCUUUGUUUUUGUAAGUAGCAGUCAGGAGGUCAUAUGGGACCACAGUGGAGCGGGCCGGCACAGAGAAAGAUGCUUAAAGGAAGCACACGCAUCAUAACUGUGGUUACUGUAAAGCCCCGGCUCCAAAAGCCUUUGUUUCCUUUGUUGUGGCUUUGGGCAUGCCAAGAUCAAACAAGCUUAUCAGCGACUUCAGGCUCUCCAUAAUUCACUCCAUCUGAGAGGAGAGAUAUUAUUGCUCUCCUUCGAAUUAGAUCACUAGGUCGAUUCAGAAAGAUUGAGUGUCGGACUAAACUUUUGAGCAGGCACUUGGCUGGCCUCUGUUGUGUGAGUGAAUGAUCUAAAUAUCUAAAUAUAUCAGUAAAACCGUCACUAUGUAACGAAGCACUAUUUCUCAGAUUGAAUUUGACACAACAAAACUCGUCUCCCCCGGGCUGUGUUGAACUAAAUGAUGUGUGGGUAUUUUAACAGAGCAUAGUUAGGCAGGAGCAUCUGCUGUUCCUGCCCACACAGUGCCAGCAUGGCAGACAGCCUAAUGGCUGGUGCCAGGUGGCAAUGCCAGGCCACUGUGACGAAACACACGCACAUCUGUAGCUCUUGCGCCUUUCUCAAGGAGUUAAGAUCCAAGUCGUGUUGUGUAUUUGUUGUUGCACUUUAAAAGGCAGUUGAAGAAUUCUACAACAGCUACAUGAAUCAAUAGUUGUCUUGAAGCUUUCAGUUUCAGGAAGUUACUUUCAGAGGAAAAUGUCACAAACUUUUUGUUGACCCAAACAAAUUACUUCAUGUGGCUACAUGUCACAGCAAGACAGAGGAGUCCUGCGCAAUUGCUCGUCUUGCCUCUCCAUUUCUCUACCUUUUCUGUCCCAGGAGUUUUACCGAGGAAACUGCAUCAUUUAGGUGUGUUGUAAAAAACAGGGGGUGUGACUGCUGUAGUAGGACUAUAGCAGCCUGAGAGUAGAGUGGGCGUAAAAUUCUAGCAAUGUACCUAACAGUCCAACACACACACAGAGUCAGAAACAACCCUGUUCAACGGUAUGGUCUUUACUCUGCAGCUGAGUUUAUCCUCAGGUGCUGAGUGCAACUAAAGCACAGCUUUACAUGUCAAUGCAGGUUUCUGUGUCAUGACACGAUGCCAUCCCAGAAAUAUGACUCAGGAAUGUCUCUCACUGUCUUCCAAGCAUGCCAAUUCUGUGAAUGUGUGGUGUGCAAUUUCUGUUGAGGAUGCAAAUUAGGCAACACUUCCACUGGAGAAGAUGCAUAUUUGGGCGAAGGUUUAAGUUUUGUAUCCGAGACUCGUAGAACACCUUGAUUUAUUGAAGGGUGUGGAAAAAUGUUGAUGGCGACAGCCACUUACUAGCUUCAGCUAAAUAGAACCACAAAUCUCAUCCCACUGGUGGCUUCCAAGUCAAUAGGAUUGUUCCUCUGGGGACCAUGAAUCUCUAUCUUUACCGAACUAUUCAUUCAGUAGUGGUCGGGACAGUUUACUAAAAACCAAAGCUGUCAACCGCAUGGUGGCACUAAUGAAAAGGUUGGGUCAAAGGUAGUAGGAUUUGUCCCCUUGGGACCAUGAAUCAUGGAUGUAUAAAGAGAACUGAAUACAGUGGAGGAGAGGACGCCUAUCAUUUCUGUUAGCAGACACAGUUACUAUUUUAACGUGCAUUUUAAAGACAAGUUUGACAUUUUGGGAAAUAUGCCUACUCGCUUUCUUUUCGAGAGUUAAAUGAUCCCCCGUCUCAGAUCGGUGCGUCCUUAUUUGGUAAAGUCAGAACCAAGAAAAAAUAACUUAUUUUUAGAUGUAGCACCUUGCUCUGAUGUUGAACAAAAUACAGACAUAAAUCUAUCAGAAACAUAUGACAUUACUAUUACCAACUUAAGCUCUCUCCUCAUGGCAGUGCAAUCAGAGCUAAUUUUAGUCUUGUCCACAUACUCUGCAUGGGGCAUGUUUACCGCAUGCAGCGCGGUUGUACGCAGCGUGCCCAUCAACGUGCUUCAACCAACCACAAAGAGCAAACAAAACCAGACUACACAACAAACACACUGUGCUCCCAGCUCAUCUGGACUGGCUUUUCUGCAGUGAUAUUCCACCGAAAGGACUUUUACUGCGUUGACCUCACCUGGGACCCCCGAAAUAAGUCACACUCCCACCUUUUAUGUUACAUAUCUGAUUGCUGCCAACAGUUUGUCUGUCCUUUACCUUCACAGAGCCAACAUCCUUUAUAUACCAAAAAGAACUUAUUUUAGAGAAGACAGGACUCUGCAGACAUAUUCAUCCCACACACUAACAGGCUUCAUCUGUAGAAUGACCUUUCACUUCAACUGUUACUCUAAACUCUAGUAAAGAAACCAAUGUCAAAAAGGCUAUUUCAACAUAUAAACAUUCAUAUAUAUGGUUAUGCCUGUGAGCUUCAGUUCCAGUUCUGCUUCACAAUGUACUCACCUCUGCUACUUGGAGGCCUUGUGUUGGUUUAGACAUUUCAACUGACGUGUGUGCUACAGGGACUAUAGAUUAGAUAUCUGGCUUUAAAAACUCACAUCUAUUGUGAUAAUUGAUGUCAAUUACAUGCUGCUGUUUAGUUAAAAGGAGAACACUUUGCCAUUUUAACAGUUUAAUAUUAUUUACAGGGAAACGGAGCAUCAUAAAAAACAGAGACGGUAAUGUUUUCUGAGGUUGCUGAGUUAUUGGUACUCAUUGUCCACACAAAGAACAUUCACAUUACACAAGUCUUUGUCCCGCAGUAAACACCAGGCGUAUGCAUUCAAGAAAAAAACACACAUCGAGAUGCUGACAGCUUUCACCCUCCGUUUUAAAUUAAUGACCAUCCGUAUUGACAGAGUCCAAACAUGAGAACACAACGCAGUCGGUUGAUAUGCAAAGUGAUUUUGAAUAAUCACAAUACCGACCUCAAGUCAUCACACGGACCCACAACAGAGCUCCGGGACUUUCUAACAGUGUCUAGUCUGUCCCUUUGUUUAAACAUAAACAAAGCUAAACAAAACAGAGAACACACACAGAAAAACAUAUUUCCUUACCCGGUGCAGCUGGUUUUGAUCACCGGGCAAUCAAAGUAAAACAAACUAUCGGAUGGACUUGAGGCAGCGCUCAAAGUAACGCCGCCCUGCAGGGGGCCCGUCCUGAGUCCUGAGCCUCUUGGGAGUGGGACCCCCACAAUAAAAUAAGUUGUGGUAAAGAUUGACCCUCUAGCUCCUAGACUGAAGACCUAAUGGGAAUUUCAACUGUAAUCAUUGUCACUUAAAUUAUGGUGGAGAUCAAAUACAAUGACUCUUCUCAGAAAAGUCUCAUUGAUAUGCCUCGCUGCAGCUGGGACGCCCUGCUGACUGCUUUCACAUCAGCUGUAUUGAAGGAAAGCAGCAGGACGAGUUUGCUGAAGAUUACAUUUAUUUACACGCACCUCCAACAGGCUUUCCUGUUCACCACAUUAUCAUUAUGAGUAAUCAAACCCUUAGAUUUGGAAAACAACUGACCUAAAGAGGGGGAUUGUUUUCCUCAUAUGAUUGUAAAAGCCCUACAGAUGGCUUGUGUCAUGACUCAAGAUGAUCAUCAUUGUUGUGCUGUCACAGCAAGUCAUCGGCUGUUGUUCAAUAGGAGUGUGUCCCUUCUGUACUGAAUUAAAUUCUUAAAAUCCCCCUUCAGAUAAAGAAAAUGUGUUUUUGCUUAUUUUUUUCUUCACUUGGAUGUUUUACACUAUAAGGCUGCUUUCACGUUCAUCUACUAAGGGGGACGUUUCUCUGAACGCCACUGAAACACACAAGUUGAAUGAUGGAUAGUCACAUUGUCAGGAUCUUAGAUGGGACUGAAGUGCUACGAUAGUGUGGCAGAUAUUAGGAUGAAUGAAAAAUGGCUUUCACACCCUGAAAAGGAUUCCCUUUUCCUCGCUGCCACCUACUGGUAAGAGAUGGGAGUUGUAGACAGACCCAGCAGUAAAUUACAGGGACUUGGAAGAACCCACCUCAGCCUGAGACUUAGCUUCUCCUAUUGUAGACUAUAGCCAAAAAAUAGGUAUUUUUCAUGGCAGACAUUUUGACUUGUCAUCGUAGGAAACACAUUAAUGAUGGCUCUGUUCAAUUUAACUGGCCCAAUAAGCCAUCAUAUACUGUGACAGUGAGCCAGCAUGCAUAAUAGAAAGACCACGAAUCUGAAGCAGCUAAAUGGAACUCAGCCAUCACUAAUUUCUUAUUAAUGCCUGUCCUACUGUGACAUGUCAACAUGUGAAACAGCCUGUUCUGCCUCUCAGUUGCAAAACAUCUGUACAAACCAAUGGGACCAGCUGUGAAGAUUCUUGCUAAAUCAACAUUAAUAUAUUUCAUUCAAACAAACAAAUACCAUAGUUACAAUAAUUUGCUGCUGUAGUUCUUGCUUUGGAUAUCAGUAAUCACCAGUGAACAGGCAGGGUGUCCUCAACUCCAAAAUAAAAAAAGUACUUUUAAUCCAGAUUUAGCGUCGCACAAUUUUCAGAUCCUUUACCUAAGUACCACACUGUUAAAAUACUCUGUUAUAAGUAAAAGUGCUGCAUUGGAAAUGUAACUUGAGUAAAAGUAUGUCGGUAAACAGAAAAAUGGCUCCUGUGAAUGUUAUGUAUAUUAUUAUACAUCACUCAUGCAUUAAUGUAAAAGCAGGAUUGUAUUAUUGUUGUUGGCUGAGGUGGUGCUAUUUUGUUAUUUGUUAUUUUGUAUAGGACUACAACUAAUGGCUAUCGUUUAUUAUGGAUUGAUCUGCUACUUAUUUUGCUUGUAAAAAUUCAGAAAAUAGUGAGAAAUGCAGUAACGAACCAAUCGUUUCAGCUGUACUUGCACAUACUGUUGGGAAGAUGAAUUUAUAACAAAAACUCAUAUUUCAAAACUCCUUAAUAUGUCUAUAAUGCAACAAUAUUUGAUUUGUAAAAUAAAGCUGUCAAAUAAUUAUAGUUAGGUGAAAAUGACAAUGUCUCCCUCAGAAAUGUAGUUGAGCAGAAGAAGUAGAAAGUAGCCUACCCUAAAUUCUGACCUAAUUAACUGUACAUAAUUGUAUUCAACCACUGAGCCAAUUUCAUUCGUCUUGCUCUGGAAUAAUGUAUCUCAUUUUCUGAGUGAGGUUAAGGCCUCUGUUAAUAUUGCAAGUUGUCACUUCUUCACUAAUUUGUCUCCGAGCCAGCCUGAGCCGGGUAGUGCCGGUGGCCGACACUAGAGGCUUUCCCUGCUGCCCGGUGCGUGUCUUGUUUUGGUUAGCUGGAUGCUAGCCCAUGCUUUCCGCUGUAGCCGGUUGUUACUGUGAUGGCUCUCCCAUGAGGCGGGAGAGCGGGACUGUGUUUUCUGACUAAACGCCGAGUGAAGUGCCGUGGACAUGGCCGGGGUUUUCGACAUCGAUUUGGAUCAACCGGAUGAGAAUGUCUCUGACGACGACCUCGAGGACGGGGGCCAGCUCAGUGAGUACAUGGACCAGUGCAGUGGCUUCGACUUUAACAUGGAUGACUGUGAGAAGUUUGAAAUUUCAGAGAACAUCGUUAACAAGGGAAAAGAGCAGAUCAGGCCUGAAUGCUUUGAGCUGCUGAAAGUUUUGGGAAAAGGUGGCUAUGGAAAGGUGUUUCAAGUUCGGAAGGUUUCAGGUUCCACCUCCGGGAAGAUAUUUGCCAUGAAGGUUUUGAAGAAGGCCAUGAUUGUGCGUAAUGCAAAGGACACGGCUCACACCAAAGCUGAGAGGAACAUUCUAGAGGAGGUGAAGCAUCCUUUCAUUGUGGACCUCAUCUAUGCCUUCCAGACCGGGGGGAAGUUGUACCUCAUCCUGGAGUAUCUGAGCGGAGGGGAGCUGUUUAUGCAACUGGAGAGAGAGGGCAUCUUCAUGGAGGACACAGCAUGUUUCUACCUGGCUGAGAUCUCGAUGGCGAUGGGUCACCUGCACCAGAAAGGCAUCAUCUACCGAGACCUGAAGCCUGAGAACAUCAUGCUCAACGACAACGGACACGUGAAGCUGACAGACUUCGGUCUUUGCAAAGAGUCCAUCCACGACGGAACGGUGACCCACACCUUCUGUGGCACCAUCGAAUACAUGGCUCCAGAGAUCCUGAUGAGGAGCGGUCAUAACCGAGCGGUGGACUGGUGGAGUCUGGGAGCUCUCAUGUAUGACAUGCUGACAGGAGCACCGCCGUUCACCGGUGAAAACCGAAAGAAGACCAUUGACAAAAUCUUGAAAUGCAAACUCAGCCUUCCGCCUUACCUCACACAAGAAGCCAGGGACCUCCUGAAAAAGCUGCUGAAACGAAAUGCCUCGUUGCGACUCGGGGCCGGACCAGGAGAUGCUGCUGAGGUCCAGGCCCACCCAUUCUUCCGUCAUAUAAAUUGGGAUGACCUCCUCGCUCGCAAAGUAGAGCCUCCAUUUAAACCAUACCUGCAAUCGGCUGAUGACGUCAGCCAGUUUGACUCCAAGUUCACCAGCCAGACUCCAGUGGACAGCCCCGACGACUCCACGCUCAGCGAGAGUGCCAAUCAGGCCUUCCUGGGUUUCACAUAUGUAGCCCCAUCUGUGCUGGAAAACCUCAAAGAGAAGUUCUCUUUUGAGCCAAAGGUGCGCUCACCACGGAAGUUCCCAGGAAGCCCAAGAACACCUGUGAGCCCGGGGACGUUUGUAGGAGGGGACUGCUGGCCCCGGGGACCCACGGCGACUGGCCGCACUGUGGAGCAGCCCAUGGAGGUGUCGGCAGCAGAGCAAAUGGACACAAGCGGCGGUGGCUCUGAGGCCUCUGCGCCGCUUCCCAUCAGGCACCCUUCAGGCAUCAAUGCGGGACCCUACAAGAAGCAGGCCUACCCCAUGAACUCCAAGCGGCCAGAACAUCUACGGAUGAACCUAUGACGCUCGGCUCGUCUACGAACAUUAGGACUCUUCUAAUUCCUCCUCUUCUUCCCCCUUCCUUUUUGCUUUCAAAGAGACUAAUAAUAGAAUCUUUUUUUUUAAUUGACUGACACUGUCAGUGACGAUCACCAGCUCUUCCAGCAGCGCCUUCCCAUCCCUCCUGACUCAGCCUGGCCAUCUCGGCCUGACGCAGAUAAUCAGCAGUGAAGUAGAUAUGAGAGUUGUGGGGAAGUUGUGUGAGAGAGGUGCUCUUCAAUGAAAGUUGACUCGCUUGUUGUUGGCUGGGUAAUGCCAGCCUGGUGUAGUCUACUGGCAUUAUCAUCUGAUUUACUGGUGCUCUUUUAUCCUCAAGUCUGGUGAAUGUUGAUUCUAGCAUUAACGACUCAUUGCCUCAUCACAGUGAGAGAGUUUGGUUACGGCUUUUCUUAUUUUAACGGUUAUCUUGUGAGAACUUGCAGUUUGCACUGUCAGUAGGUCGAUUUAUUAGAUAACAAUUCCACAAUGAACACAGUAUUCCUUUAUGUUUGAGGAAAACAAUUACAUUGCCUUUGUCACUGGAGCGUGUGGUGAGGAGUAGGCGGAGCGAAACAUUACGGUAAAGCAGCUAUAAAAAGACAGAAGUGAAAUUUCAGCUUCACUUCCACCACAAUCAAUACUGCUUUACUUCGUCUGACUGGAGUGUGUCCUGUCCAGACGCAAUGCUCAGUUUCUUUCUGUUGAAUGUAAACCGACUCUGUAUGCCUUUUUUUUUUUUUUUUUUUGCGUAAACCUCCUGCGCAGCUUCCCCUGCAGCAUUAUUUUUAACUCGUCUGUACACGCAGUAGUCCCAUUGCCACUGUCGUGUCAACAGGUCCACCCAAAAUACACACAGCCAAACUGAUGUCACCGCACUGCAUUGAUCCAGGCAGUGUUCAUGGCUCUCGUGGUAGGGUUACACCCUGUUUGACCUGUUCAUGUGAUGUGAAGCUGCUAUACGAGCCUCUGGAGUCGAGCCAUUCAAAUGUUCACACCCUAAAACCGACCGCGCUGUCGGACGCAGAUUCCCUCAAUGACAACUGCAAAUGUAAUGGAUGAAGAUGAGCUUCGGUUUGAAUGGCUCCCUGAUGUUUGUCGCUAUCCAAACACUUAGUGUUUAAUGAAUUGACCAAAAGCACUGUUUCAACCAACCAAAUGAUUUCUCUUUUGCUGGUAAGCAAACGAACAGCCGGCGGAGUGAGUCGCUGGUCUGAUUCAAGAACUGCAAGGUUCAAAUGUCACGUUUUGGUUCAUCAUGUCCGAUUUGAUCAAAGUGACUUUGUUUCCCACAGUGAUGCUCACAGAGAUCGUUUAAUGUUAUUUAGAGUGUAGCUCAGCAAAGGGUCUAAUACGGAUCUGUGUGAGUUCUUCUACCAUUCCAGUGCAACAAUUGUGUUUUAAGACCAAUCACUCCACUUUUUACUCCACUUAACCUUUUUGUUAAUUUGUUAAAAUAUUUAUUUGAAGUGCCAAUGUGUUUCCACUGUAUUGUUCACACUAUGCAAACUAUGUAUUUAUUGUGUCGUAUUAUUUAGGUCAGGCAGUAGAAUGGGUUAUUUGAUUUGGUUUUCUCAUCUGAGACUUAUUUUGCCAUAAUGAUAAUAAGCAUGUAGAGUAUGGUUUCAUUUCCACAGAACAUGUCUUACAGAUGCUUCUUUUUUUUUAUUCCAUAAUUAAGGACGGUAACCUAAAUGACUUGCAGUAUUUAUUGUGUGGCUUAGUAUCAUAUUGAAGGCUGACUUUCCGAAAACAUUUUAAUAUCUAACACUUUCCUUGCUGAAAACUUGAACUUCAGUUUAUCUUUUGCAGUGCUUAAAGCGUUAUUGUGGGGAAAACUGAUGCAAAAACAAAGGGCGAUCAUUUCUCCUUGUGUGUGUAGAGUCUGUUAGAGGGCGAUACUUUCUUCUGUUCAGGUACAGUCAAGUAUCUUCCACACCGAGUUGUUUGAGGAACAUCUUAUCAAGCUUACUUCAGGUGAGAAACACCGUCUCUGACUAGAAGGGGUGUUGAAUAACAUUAUUCCUGUUGCUUUGUUGUCCAUAGAUCUGCCCUUACAGAUGGGGAAUGUUUAUAUGCAUCAUGUAUAUGAUGAAGUCAAAAAUAAAUGUCUGAUCAGCAGCAGAUUAGGACGUCUUGGGGAUUAAAAUGAUCUAAACUGAUGGAAGCUCUUCAAAACCUUGUGUCAGAUUAUGACUUGAAGGUUUAGCUGCUCGGCAAAUAAGUGAUUCUCAGUUUACUUCAUAAAAAGAGCCACAAACAUUCAAAUGGUAGAUCUUUAUUCGGAUAGUUUAUGCCUCUAAAUGGAUAAAAAUAACAGUGAAAUGAUUUUGUACAUACUAAAAUAGAUGUUUCUCCCAGUCUUUGGUUUUUACAAAAGCGAGGCCAUGUCGCCUCUGUAGAAAAAUAAUGUGUGAAUUAGUCUCACGCUCAGUUGCAUCCUUUUUAUCAGACGAAAAGAAACGGUAACCAAAAGCCAAACUGUUUAUCCGUCACAUAGUUAUUCCUCAGCCUGCCAUGGAUGCGUGCUGGCAAAGGUCUGGUCACUACUGGACCAGCUGUUACUGUGUACUGAGCUUCCUGGAAGCCUUUGCAGUCCGGUUCAAGCUCAAAGAUGCAGCUAAAGCAUAAUUCAGUUGUGCUGUUGAUUACAAAUAAGUCACUCCCAAAAAAUGCAAGAAACACUGGAUAAGAGGGUUUGUGUGAUGUUUGUUCACACAUGUGAUGGAUGAAAAAUCUGUUUAAAAUACUUUUUUAAUAUAAUAUAUUCUCUGAUGUUCCCGUAUUUACAAGUAGAGGAAACUGGAAGUACAACAAUUUGCUGCCCAAUCAGGAAAUCAAGAUUAAAAGGUGAAUAAAGCCAACACAACACAGAAGGAAAAACAACUUAAAAUAGAAAAAUCAAAAAUCAUUUGAGGCCAUGGCAAUAAUCAACUUUCUCUCGUCCGAGUGUGUAGGUAGAAAUAGUGAUGUUUUGGUAAAUAAGCCAGAAAAAUGCCCACAGUAGGUUCAGUGUGUGUAUCUUUACGGACCUUGGCCUGCAGGGGGCACUGCCCUCAGAUUCAUGAAACAGUGUGUACAACAUUACUCGUCAGUGGGGGUUGACAGCCACAGAAAAUCACAUUAAAUACAAGCCAAUGCCCUGCACCCAAAAGCCCCGCAUCGAUCAAUAAAUCUGCAGGUGUGGAGAUGUGGCUCCGUCCCUCCACUUGUAAACCUUCUCUGUGAUCACGGUGCGGCAGAGAGGGCAGCUCUUCUCUCGGUUAAACCACAGAGCGAUGCAUUCGUCACAGAAUAUGUGCUGCACGGCAGAAAAACAACAUGUCAGCAUGUCCUGCACUUGCCAUACAUGACGAGAUCUACACAAGUGAUGCACUUCAGUUCAUCUGAAUCACGAAAACGGGUCAGAUACAUAGAAUUAUAUAUAAAGAAAAACACAGGUUAUUAUUACACAAGCAAAUAAGAGAGAAAAGCAAUUGCAGGGGUGAAAAAGUCUGAUUUUUAAAAAUCUUUUAUAUUACCGAUUUUCUCACGUAAUACUGCUCAAUUCAUUAUUAAGUUGCGAUCCAAAGCAAUUGAUUUACGCAACUGCUGUGAUUAAGUGUGAUAACGUAAUUAAAGAGGGAUGUGAGCGACAGACUCCUGAGGGAUCUAAAUCUAUUGAUGCCCACACGGCACAUUACAAAUACUACGUGUACACUGAUUACAAAGCCCUGCGGCGCACACGUGUUUGGUUUUACCUGACAGAGUAGAACCCGAGGCUCCCUGUACUCUCCCUGACAGAUGGGACAGACGUCUCCAGCCUCGCUGCACUGACUCCUGGUGGCUGCUGAGCCUGUAUGCUGAGAAACAAGGAACACCUUCAAACAGCUGGUGACUGAAUGUGACCAUUUAUGAAAGAAGUUGUUUACCACCGACCUCGCCCUUCACCAAUGUCCUCACGGUUUUCAGUAAAGACGUCCAUUGUCCGUACAAUUCUAAAAUCUGAAAAAUAAAGAAAAAUAACUAAAAUAGAAAUGUAUAUAUAUUUUUUUUAGUUUUUAACAAUAAUACAAAGAUCUAUUCCUGCUUGUUUGACUGAUCACACCUUCAGUAUGAGGUAGAACAAAGCCAGCAGGACCCCCAGCGUGAAUCCAGGGGUGCCGUCAACCUCCUGGUACGUGACCAGGUAGCGGAACCAAAGUGGGACAGGCGCUGUGGCCUGGUGGACCUGACCCAGCUCCUCACUCAGCAUCACCCACCGCCCCUGGAGACAUUUAAACACAAAAUAAGAGCUACUCAACCUGCACUGCCAAGACAUAUGUAACAUUAGAGUGAUAUUUGUUGUUUUUUUCUUAUCCAAAGGAGAAACCCCCCCACUCUCACCUGGGUACUGUAUGCCACCAGUGAGGAUGGCAGCAGCAGAAUAAGGCACUUAAUCCCCAUAAAAAGAAACUUGAUUAUGAAGUUGGUGAUGCCGACUGCCCAGAGAACCUCCCAGAAACCCAGCGGCUCAAUGGUUGGGCUGAGGAGGAUGAGGCUGGAAGGAGGUUGACAUUCAGGUUAAAU
This is a messenger RNA of Anarrhichthys ocellatus (wolf-eel), 11660 nucleotides long. It is a transcript of the gene rps6kb1a, whose product is annotated as ribosomal protein S6 kinase b, polypeptide 1a. NCBI's taxonomy places the organism in Eukaryota, Metazoa, Chordata, Actinopteri, Perciformes, Anarhichadidae. Gene Ontology annotation, biological process: protein phosphorylation; signal transduction. Bases 5598 to 7100 code for a protein of 500 amino acids. Gene Ontology annotation, molecular function: protein serine/threonine kinase activity; ATP binding. The record is from RefSeq and is a predicted model, not a curated record. The transcript has 15 exons.